Messenger RNA from Mus caroli (Ryukyu mouse), 3481 nucleotides. The record is from RefSeq and is a predicted model, not a curated record. Lineage: Eukaryota; Metazoa; Chordata; Mammalia; Rodentia; Muridae.
GUUGUCACCCUCCCGGGGACGGGAGCUCUGAGGUCUGGAGAGAGCAGGCAGACGCCCCGCCCAGGGACUGAGGGGGAGGAGCCAAGGGAGGAGGAGGUGGAGUCGCGGAUCCGCCGCCGGAGGACCACUGUUCACCAGGGCUACUGAGGAGCCACUGGCCCCACACCUGCUUCUCCGCAUCCCCCACCGUCAACAUGAUCGCCGCGCAACUACUGGCAUAUUACUUCACCGAGCUGAAGGAUGACCAAGUCAAAAAGAUUGAUAAGUAUCUGUAUGCCAUGCGGCUCUCUGAUGAAAUUCUGAUAGAUAUCCUGACACGCUUCAAGAAGGAGAUGAAGAAUGGCCUCUCCCGGGACUAUAACCCAACAGCCUCCGUCAAGAUGCUGCCGACCUUUGUCCGGUCCAUUCCGGAUGGCUCAGAAAAGGGGGAUUUCAUUGCACUGGAUCUCGGCGGGUCUUCCUUUCGAAUCCUGCGGGUGCAGGUGAACCACGAGAAGAGUCAGAACGUCAGCAUGGAGUCUGAGGUCUACGACACCCCAGAGAACAUCGUGCACGGCAGUGGAAGCCAGCUUUUUGAUCACGUCGCUGAAUGCCUCGGAGACUUCAUGGAGAAAAGGAAGAUCAAGGACAAGAAAUUACCCGUGGGAUUCACGUUUUCCUUCCCGUGCCGACAAUCCAAAAUAGACGAGGCUGUACUGAUCACGUGGACAAAGCGGUUCAAAGCCAGUGGCGUGGAAGGGGCGGAUGUGGUCAAGCUGCUGAAUAAAGCCAUUAAGAAGCGAGGGGACUAUGAUGCUAACAUUGUAGCUGUGGUGAAUGACACGGUGGGGACCAUGAUGACCUGCGGCUACGAUGACCAACAGUGUGAAGUCGGCCUGAUCAUUGGCACAGGCACCAAUGCUUGCUACAUGGAGGAACUGCGACACAUCGACCUGGUGGAAGGCGAUGAGGGGAGGAUGUGUAUUAACACGGAAUGGGGAGCCUUUGGGGACGAUGGGUCCCUGGAAGACAUCCGAACUGAGUUUGACAGAGAGUUAGACCGGGGAUCCCUCAACCCUGGGAAACAGCUGUUCGAGAAGAUGGUGAGCGGCAUGUACAUGGGAGAGCUGGUCCGGCUGAUCCUGGUGAAGAUGGCCAAGGAAAGUCUCUUAUUUGAAGGGCGCAUUACUCCAGAGCUGCUCACGAGGGGCAAGUUCACCACUAGCGACGUAGCCGCCAUUGAAACGGAUAAGGAAGGCGUUCAAAAUGCCAAGGAAAUCUUGACCCGCCUGGGAGUGGAGCCAUCUCACGAUGACUGUGUAUCGGUCCAGCACGUAUGCACAAUCGUGUCCUUCCGAUCAGCCAACCUGGUGGCUGCCACGCUCGGUGCCAUCUUGAACCGCCUGCGGGACAAUAAGGGCACGCCCAGGCUGCGGACCACAGUUGGCGUAGACGGUUCUCUCUACAAGAUGCACCCACAGUGCUUUUUCUCUGUGUUCUUCCUUGUGACAGAGCAUGGUGACUUCCUGGCCUUGGAUCUCGGAGGAACGAAUUUCCGAGUCCUACUGGUAAAGAUCCGUAGUGGGAAAAAGAGAACAGUGGAGAUGCACAACAAGAUCUACUCCAUUCCCCUGGAAAUCAUGCAGGGCACCGGGGAUGAGCUGUUUGACCACAUUGUCUCCUGCAUCUCCGACUUCCUGGACUACAUGGGGAUCAAAGGCCCCCGGAUGCCUCUGGGCUUCACCUUCUCGUUUCCCUGCAAGCAGACCAGCCUAGAUUGCGGAAUCUUGAUCACGUGGACAAAGGGAUUCAAAGCCACCGACUGUGUGGGUCACGAUGUAGCCACUUUACUGAGGGAUGCUGUAAAAAGGAGAGAGGAAUUUGACCUGGAUGUGGUGGCUGUGGUCAACGACACUGUGGGCACCAUGAUGACUUGUGCUUAUGAAGAACCCACUUGUGAGAUUGGACUCAUCGUGGGGACUGGCAGCAAUGCCUGCUACAUGGAGGAGAUGAAGAACGUGGAGAUGGUAGAGGGGAACCAGGGCCAGAUGUGCAUCAAUAUGGAGUGGGGUGCCUUUGGUGACAAUGGCUGUCUGGACGACAUCAGAACAGACUUCGACAAAGUGGUGGACGAAUAUUCUCUAAACAGUGGGAAACAAAGGUUUGAGAAGAUGAUCAGUGGAAUGUACCUGGGUGAGAUCGUCCGUAACAUCCUGAUUGACUUCACCAAGAAAGGCUUCCUCUUCCGGGGACAGAUCUCUGAGCCACUCAAGACCCGAGGCAUCUUCGAGACCAAGUUUCUCUCUCAGAUCGAGAGUGACCGAUUAGCGCUGCUCCAGGUGCGGGCCAUCCUUCAGCAGCUGGGUCUGAACAGCACGUGCGACGACAGUAUCCUGGUCAAGACCGUGUGUGGGGUGGUGUCCAAGCGGGCGGCCCAGCUGUGUGGUGCCGGCAUGGCCGCCGUGGUGGAAAAGAUCCGAGAGAACAGAGGCCUAGACCACCUGAAUGUAACUGUGGGCGUGGACGGGACGCUCUACAAACUCCAUCCACAUUUCUCCAGAAUCAUGCACCAAACAGUGAAGGAACUGUCACCAAAGUGUACCGUGUCCUUCCUUCUGUCUGAAGACGGCAGCGGCAAGGGGGCUGCCCUUAUCACAGCUGUGGGCGUGCGGCUCAGAGGAGACCCUACGAACGCCUAAGAGCCAGGAUCCUCCCAGCCCCCAGCCCGCCACCCUUCCAGCACUCCUCUCUAGAACCGACGAUCACACACCACCCCCGUGUACCACCCAGCAAGCCCGCUGGGAGACCCAGCGCCGGCACCCACUCUGCCGCAGAGGGAGGAAGGGGACCGCAGUAACGGAGCAUCACAUAGAAUACCACCUGGAGCGUGUGCUGUUGAUGAUCUGAUCUCUCGCCCUCUCCCCUGCCCUGCCACUUUGCAUGAUUCAAGUUCGACCUGGCCAUGCAUUGCCCAUGCGUGAACGUAGUAACGGCACCCACGUCUACCGCACACGUCCAGCCAGGAAAGAGCGACCCCAUCUUGGACUGUCUUCUGGGCCCUUCCAAGCCCAUCCGUGGAGUCGCCUCCCUCCUUCCCCCCACCCCCCCGUGUGAAGUGUGUUAUCACCAGCAGACACUGCCGGACUCCUGCCCACAGGGGCGUGGCCUGAAGGGCGAGUGUGAACAUGGCACCUGCUGUUCCCUUCCCCCUUCCUCGCACCCGCCGCAGCCUGCCAUCCCAUCUGGAUGUAUCGAUGCCACUGAGUUGUGUGUCCGUCCGUGGAGCCAGUCCUAGCCACAUUAUUGACAGUCUUGCAUUUUGUUUUGUCUCGUGAUGGUGGUGGUGGUAGGGGUACGCUUAGGUGGGCAGUCCUGUGGGGAAAACAUCUUGUCUCCAUCUUGCUAGGAAGAACCAACCCACAAAACAACGCCAUCACUGGAAUUUCCCAUCGCUUUAGUGAGCCAUUGUCCUACGUCUAGUAAACUUUGUACUGAUUCAAAA